This is a messenger RNA of Arachis duranensis, 1005 nucleotides long. Its product is annotated as protein FANTASTIC FOUR 3. The record is from RefSeq and is a predicted model, not a curated record. The transcript has a single exon. Bases 38 to 892 code for a protein of 284 amino acids. NCBI's taxonomy places the organism in Eukaryota, Viridiplantae, Streptophyta, Magnoliopsida, Fabales, Fabaceae.
GCAUGGUGUCACUACUCCUUCAUUAUUCCAAUUGAAGAUGGCUGCAAUUGUGUGCCAUGGGCAAUCAUCCCUUGACUCUCAUCACCACCUAAUACACACCCACAGGCUUAGGAAGCCUCCACUCACUCCUUCUCAUCAUUUAUCUUACUUGGAACAAACCCCAAACCAUCACAAAACUACACCACAAAACAACACUAGUGUUAUUAGUUACUCCAAGUCGUGUGAGGGUGGUUGGGGCUUCGUUCCAUCUUCCCUUUCCAGAGAAGAGAAAGAAACAGCGCCAUAUGUCCAUCCUCAGGUGAAGCUUUCGUCUGUUCGAAUGAGCCCCAAGAGUUUGGAGCUCUGCACUGAGAACCUGGGGAAUGAGAGUGGCACGGACAUCAUGGGUGACAGUGGCAUUCACGUCUUUACCUCCUCGGACCAAAGUACUUGUACAUCAUCAACUCAAUGUUUCGGAGGCCAUAAGAAGAAGAUGAAGAAGAAGAAGAUAGCAAAAACAAAGAGCUUCCCACCUCCUUUGACAACCAUGAGGGGUUCGGAGUCUAUACAAGUAAGGCCCCACAGAGAAGGUGGCAGGUUAGUCAUUGAGAUCACCAAGGCCCCAUCCACUUCUUCUUGUUUCCGUGCUCAGAGAAGCCAUGGCCGCCUUCGGCUAUCCCUUUUGGAUCACCAAGAAGAAGAAGAGGAAGAAGAAGUAUUUGAAGGAGAAGUUGAAGAUGAAGAAGAAACAGAGGAGAUAGAGGAGGAGGAGGAAGAGGAAGGAGAGAAGAGGUGUGAAGUGAGAAUUGAGAGGGAAAAGAAGAGAAGAAGCAGUUGCAAGGAAGAAGGUGACCAUGAAAACAUAAUAAGAAACUGGGAGUGGGGGGAAUCUAUUUGGGUCGCAACUUCCUAGAAUCGUAGCGUAGCUACUAAUAAUUAAAAACAUUUUACAUUUUUAUAUCUUAGCAUUUGUCCUUUUCCUAUUUCUUCCCAUUUUUAAAUGAAUUCUAAUGUGCUUCCAUGAAA